GCCCGGAGAGGUCGUCUGUCCCGGGGCCCGGGCUGGCUCUCGGCGGCCCUGCGCCAAAAGUAAGUUGUGCGUAGAUCAUGUCAGAAAAACAGCUACACACUCAAUCCCAAUACGAAAACUCAAAAGAAAACAUAACAUACACAAAUAAUAAUGCAUGGCUCAAGCAUCUACGUAAAAAAUAGCAAUCAUUUUGCUUUAAAUUAGUUUCAUGACUGACAUUAUUCGCGCCUGUUAUGUUCCUGAGAUGACAACAAGUCAUCUUCUUUCAUCAAUAUCUACAGUGAGAAGCGACCUACGCCAAUAAUUGAUACACCGGUGAAGAGAGCGAUGUCUGUAGAUUUGUUAGACACCAAAUAUGUGUAGUAAAUAUGUACAGGUGGGGAGUUGUUGUGAGGAGAAGGCAGCCAAACAAACACAACUUUGCGCGUCAGGCGGCGCGGCAGACGUCGUCAGGCCCACAGGCGGGCGGUGCUGUCGUUGCGGCUCGCGCUGGGCCUAUAUAAGGACGCGGGGCGGCGUGUGCGUCAGUCCGCUGUCCUCACUCGCUGAGUUCACAUCGCACACAAGCUUCCAGAAAGUUCUCUCAGUCUCCUCAUCAUGGCCGACACUGCUACUGAUGUCUCUGCUGCCGCUUCUGCGUCCACUUCCAGCAAGAAAGCCGCCAAGACCAAGAAGCCAGCGAAACCCUCCGAACACCCGAAGUACAACGUCAUGAUCGCUGCAGCCAUCAACGCCCUGAAAGAACGAGGUGGGUCGUCACGCCAGGCCAUCCUGAAGUACAUCCAGGCCAACUACAAGGUGGGCAACGAGAUGGCCAAGAUCAACGCUCGCCUCAAGACCGCCCUCAAAGCAGGCGUCAAGGUCGGCACCCUCAAGCAGUCCAAAGGGACCGGCGCUUCCGGUUCUUUCCGUCUGGGCGAGAAGAAAGUCGUCGCCGCAGUCAAGCCAAAGAAAGCCAAGAAGCCAAAGGCCGCGGUCAAGAAACCCAAGGCAUCUCCCAAGAAGUCUGCUGCCAAAAAGCCUAAGGCUUCUCCCAAGAAGGUGGCUGUCAAGAAAGCCAAAGCUGCUGCCGGCACCAAAAAACCCAAGUCACCCAAGAAGGCAGCCGCCUCCAAGCCCAAGACUGCCAAGCCUACUGCAGUCAAGAAGCCAAAGGCCGCCAAACCAUCUGCCAAGAAAGCCAAAAGCCCGGCCAAGAAGGCAGCCAAGCCCAAAGCAUCCAAGGCUUAAGGCUUGGAACAAAUUUCCUCAGGUUUUUUUUUUUUUUUAAACCUCAAACAUGGUCCUUUUUUAGGGACCACACGAUUUCACCAUGAGAGUGCAUCUCUCCUCGAAAGUUUGCAAAAAAUGGUAUUCUUCCCUCUUUCUUUCCACUGUAUUUUGUUUGUCUUUGUCUGCUAUGUAUGGCUUGUUAACACUUUUACUCCACGGAGUGGUAUAAGCUGUAGGUCUAUUACACUCGUCAUUUACAUGAGCGUUUACCAUCUCAAUAGCUGACUUGACAACUAUUUUUCAACGAUCUGACAGGCUGAGUUGCUUUGUUCUCCAGCGAUUUGUUUUCUUCUUGCGCAACGUCUUUGCUUUUCCGUAUCCAUAGAUUUCAUCGGCGCGAUCAGCGUGAACCCUUAACACCACCGUGUUC
Molecule: messenger RNA, 1642 nt
Organism: Pomacea canaliculata
Lineage: Eukaryota; Metazoa; Mollusca; Gastropoda; Architaenioglossa; Ampullariidae
Product: histone H1-delta-like
Exons: 1
Coding region: 598-1230 (210 amino acids)
Biological process (GO): negative regulation of DNA recombination; chromosome condensation; nucleosome assembly
Cellular component (GO): nucleus; nucleosome
Molecular function (GO): double-stranded DNA binding; nucleosomal DNA binding; structural constituent of chromatin
Source: RefSeq, a predicted model, not a curated record